CCAAAACAGCUCAGGACCGAAUUGCACGGCAUUCGGUCAUUUCAGUUGUGCAUUUCACAGAGGCAGAAACCCAGCUGUUGACUUUCUUUAAAAGUCUUGAAGACUUAUUGACAGAGUUGAGAGAACCUUUUAUUCUACCAUGCAUAAUUAUGGAAUAGCAUUAAAAAGUGAUGGAUCUGAAAAAUUAGAUAUCUCUUCAUUUUAGAGAGAAGAUGGAAACACCGCUGGUUUUUUCUCAACUAAAUAUGUGCGAAUCAAAAGAAAAAACUUUUUUCAAGUUAAUACAUGGUUCAAGCAAAGAAGAAGGAAGCAAAGAAGACAAAAUCAGAGCAAAGGAAAAGAGAAAUAGGUUAAGUCUUCUUGUGCAGAAAUUUGAGUUUCACGAAGAAACCCACUCAAGUAGAUCGGGGCACUUGGCCAAAGAAACAAGAGUCUCCCCCAAAGAAGCAGUGAUAUGGGGUGAAUCAUUUGACAAACUGCUUUCCCAUAAAGAUGGACUGGAGGCUUUUACCAGAUUUCUUAAAACUGAAUUUAGUGAGGAAAACAUUGAGUUUUGGAUUGCCUGUGAAGAUUUCAAGAAAAGCAAAGACCCCAAACAAAUUCUCCUUAAGGCAAAAGCAAUAUAUGAGAAGUUUAUACAGAAUGAUGCUCCACAAGAGGUUAAUCUUGAUUUUCACACCAAAGAAGUCAUUACUAAGAGCAUCACCCAACCCACCCUCCACAGUUUUGAUGCUGCCCAAAGCAGAGUAUAUCAGCUUAUGGAACAAGACAGUUACACACGUUUUCUGAAAUCUGACAUCUAUUUAGACUUGAUAGAAGGAAGACCUCCGAGACCAACAAAUCUUAGAAGACGCUCUCGCUCAUUUACUUACAAUGAAUUUCAGGAUGUAAAGUCAGAUGUUGCCAUUUGGUUAUAAAAAAAUCAGUUAUGCUCAUUUUAUGGAUGGCAAACUUGUACAUCUGCUUCCAACAAAUAGCAUGUUAAUGUUAACAAAUGGGCACAUCUUUUAAACAAAAAUACACCAAGCAAGAGGGGUUUUACUAUGUAAAUCAAAGCUAUUAUCCUAAUAAUAUAUAUUGUGUCUGCUAACGUUUUCCACUGGACUUCCUUUCAUUCAUAAUUAGAAAAACUUACCACUCCAUUAAAUAAGCAAUAUUUUGGGGCCUCCCUGGUGGUGCAAGGGGUUAAGACACAACUAUGAAGCUAUCCAUAGCCACUGCAGCACGAGUUCCAUCCCGGGCCACUGAGCUACCCAUGUGGCACAGCAGACCUCUUCUCACUCACCUUCUGCUCCCCUCAGCAAUGUAUUUCAGUAAAUCCACCUGUUCUGCUCCCCACUCUGUCUCUGUUGAAUCCUCUCACCCCCCCCCACACCUCUGGCCUUUA
Talpa occidentalis (Iberian mole) is the source of this 1387-nucleotide messenger RNA. RefSeq names its product regulator of G protein signaling 18 (gene RGS18). The record is from RefSeq and is a predicted model, not a curated record. The transcript has 5 exons. The coding region runs from base 213 to 917 and encodes 234 amino acids. Lineage: Eukaryota; Metazoa; Chordata; Mammalia; Eulipotyphla; Talpidae.